AUGUGGGGAAUAUUAUUGUACUCUCGCCUCCUAAGUAUUAUGACUGAAGAAUUCAGGAACAAUAUGGAAAAACUCAGAGAGGGGGCUCAGAUGCAAGUGCAGGAGACUGAUCAUAUCAUCAUUUGUGGGAUGAAUAGUCAUUUGCCUUUCAUAUUAAAGCAGUUAAAUAAGUAUCAUGGAUUCGCAGUUCGUUUAGGCACCGCCACAGCGAGGAGGCAGAGAAUUCUCCUUAUGGCUGAUCUUCCAAGAAAAAAGAUCGACAAAAUAGCCGUCAGUAUUAGUAAAGAUUUGCGCCACAUUGAUAUCCUUUCAAAAAGUUGCAGCCUAAGAUUAACGGAAUCAUUUAAGAGGGCAGCAGCAAACAAGGCACGCGCAAUAAUUAUACUGCCAUCAAAAGGGGACCGGUAUGAAGUUGACACAGAUACAUUUCUGUCGGUUUUAGCCUUACAACCAAUUCCAAACAUGGAUUCUGUCCCCACCAUAGUUGAGGUUUCGAGCUCCAUUAACAGCGAGCUUUUAAAGUCAAUCUCUGGACUGAAAGUGGCGCCGGUGGAAAAUGUUGCAUCCAAAUUAUUUGUUCAGUGCUCGCGACAGAAGGACCUCAUAAAGAUCUACAGACACUUGCUAAACUAUCAAAAGAAUGUGUUUAACCUUUGCAGCUUGCCUAAUCUCGAAGGAAUGACUUACUCGCAGCUUAGACAUGGAUUUCAGGAGGCUGUUGUGUGUGGUCUAUGCCGGAACGGAAGAAUAUACUUCCACCCUAAUGACGACGAGAUUAUGCAAAAAGAUGAUAAAGUACUACUCAUCGGAUCACUUCAGAAUACUAAAGAUAGGAUGGAAGGCACUGAUAAAAUUCAAAGUCCUCAAGUUCCUGAAAUGAUGGAAUUGAGUGAAACAAGAUUUGCUAAUGUUGUGAAGCGUCCGAAAAAAUCAGGUUCCAAGGCGUCAGACACGAAUCAAGGACCAAGAGAGUGCAUUCUUUUACUUGGGUGGCGACCAAAUGUCAUAGAUAUGAUUCAAGAAUAUGAUAAUUAUCUUGGUCCUGGAAGUGUUUUGGAAAUACUAUCAGAUACGUCAUUAGAAGAGAGGGUUAGUCACAACAAACUACUCAAGAAUGUCCGUGUUUCUCAUAGGAUUGGAAAUCCUAUGGACUAUGAGACUUUAAAGGAAACCAUAUUGAAUAUCCAGAGUUCUAUGAAAGAUGAAGAUAUUACUCUGUCAAUUGCUGUAAUAUUUGACAGAGAAUGGCUUCUUGGAGAUGCAUCCAUGACAGAACAAAAAUCUGUUUAUUCUAUCCUACUUGCUGAAAAUAUCUGCAAUAAAUUUGGGGUUAAGGUCCAAAAUCUAGUUGCAGAGAUUGUGGAUUCAAAAUUGGGAAAACAAAUGAGUAGAAUCAAGCCAUCAGUGACGUACAUAGCAGGGGAGGAACUAAUGAGCCUUGUAACAGCUCAAGUGGCUGAGAACAGUGAAUUGAACGAGGUUUGGAAAGAUAUUCUCGAUGCAGAGGGGGACGAAAUAUAUGUAAAGGACAUUGGGCUUUACAUGAGGGAAGGAGAGAACCCAACAUUUUGGGAGUUGUCUGAGAGAGCAUAUUUACGGAGAGAAGUAGCCAUAGGUUAUGUGAAAAACAACAAGAAGGUAAUGAACCCAAUUCCAAAGUCAGAACCCCUCUCUCUUGAAUUGAUGGACUCCUUAAUAGUCAUAUCUGAACUUGAAGGAGAACAUGUCCAGCACCCUACGCCUAAACCUCCUGCUAUUUUGUAAUGCUUAGCCUUAUUAACCCUCAGUCUUUAAUCACAG
Arachis ipaensis is the source of this 1800-nucleotide messenger RNA. Its product is annotated as putative ion channel POLLUX-like 2. Gene Ontology annotation, biological process: potassium ion transport. Lineage: Eukaryota; Viridiplantae; Streptophyta; Magnoliopsida; Fabales; Fabaceae. The record is from RefSeq and is a predicted model, not a curated record.